GGUCCCGUAAGGUAAUGUCGCUCUGCGUUCCGUCUGACCAGCUCCUUUCGUCAUUUCGAAAUAACCGCCGGGUUUUUUACUUCCUCGCUCCUCGUAAAGGAAGUGUACUAUUUUGAAAUACUCUCGACUUUUACCGGUUUACUUCCUGGAAUUUAUUUCUCCUUGUCUUCACCGAAACUUUAAACUCAACUGUGCUUCAGUGGUCGGUGAUAAAUUGUUUGCCCUUGGUUCAGAGAAGAAACACAAUUCUGAGGAAAUCCUUCACUCUAAAUUAUUAGUUUUAUCAUUCUCCCGCUGUGCUUUUAGUUGAAAAACAACAAAGUGAUUACUACAUACUAUAUUAUUCUUUCAGUUGUGCGAGAUUUUAUGUGUAAUCCUCUCUCAUUAUCAUUCUCGAUCGUUGGAAUUUCUCGUUGAGGCAACGCGGUUCGAGGUUAGGUUUUUUCAAUCGUGCAAAAAUUUAUCCAAGGUGUUUACAGAUUUAUCCGUUUUAAACUUCCGCUGAAAAGCUGCUUUUCUUUUAACUCUGAUCAGUUUUAUUUCUCACCCGCGUUAAGGUGUGUUUCACUGUUCAAUGACUAGCAUUAUUUGAGUUUGUGAGUCUUCAUUUGAUUAAAUAGUGCUACGGAACGUUGCAGAAAUGGGUGUCGCAAGUUGUAGAAAAUAUUCAAGCUGUGUCUUCAAUCUGGUCGUCGUCCUCACAUCUCUACAAUUAACUACAGGCCAUGCUGCCAAAAAUUGGAAGAUAGGAGCCCGAACGCCCAGCUGGACCGCCCCAACAGAGACUCCCUCUUUCGGCAUAAAUGGUACUUCGUACAAAGCGAAAGUACAAGACACGAUAGUCCUACCAUGUGAAGUAAAAAAUCGUGGGAACUAUGUGUUGGUCUGGAAGCGGGGGAAGUCGGGGGUGGUGCUGACAGCGGGGGCGACGAAGGUCUACCCCGAUGAGCGGAUACAUCUGGUGGAUGGCUACAACCUGGAGAUCCGAGACAUCAAGACGGCCGACGCUGGCGACUACGUAUGUCAGGUCGUCACCAUCCAGCCCAUGGAGAUCACUCAUACUCUCGAAAUCCUAGUUCCUCCAGAAAUCAAGCGUGAUGAGUCGAGAGGUAGCUUGGAAGUUAACAAAGGCGCAUCCAUCAUUCUGGAGUGUCCAGCGGAAGGAAAUCCUGUUCCCAAAAUUACGUGGUCCAGAAAGAACAACAAUUUACGGAACGACAUGAUGAACUACGAAGGACGGACUCUGAAGAUCGAAAAUGUCUCGAGGCAUGACGCUGGUAUCUACGUGUGCACAGCCGACAACAAAGUGGGCCGAGCCGCCACGCAGGAGUACAAAGUCAAAGUUCUCUAUCCUCCGGAAAUUGAGGUCGAGAAAAGCUGGGUCCACUCUGGCGAAGGCUACGAAGCUCUAUUGGUGUGCAUCGUCCACGCUGAACCGUUAGCAGAGGUUGUCUGGUACAAAGGGACCCUGCGACUGGAGCCGAACGAGGGACGGAGAUUGGAGAUCCGAGGGAGUCGCCACAUCCUCGUCCUGACCAAGGUCCAAGCUUCCGACUUCGGCAACUACAGUUGCGUCGCCGAUAAUUCCUUCGGCAAAUCUCGGGCUCAUCUCGAACUAUCGGGGAUCGCAAAUCCAGCCUCGUUUCUGAGCUUCCCGAAGGGUCUUCUGCGGGACAGUUACAACAUCAGUUGGUCGGUGGACAGCUACACACCUAUCGAAGAAUUUAAACUCUUCUUCAGGAAAAUCCCGAAGAACGGAUCGUCGUCACAAACGCAAGGACCCAACUCUAACAAACGACCCACAAGGCGGCAAGACUACAACAGCACGACAGGCAGCUGGAACGCUUACGCGUAUAACAGGUUGCACUCCGGGUGGAAUGACAUCACACUACCGGUGCAGCCUAGCGAAUCCUUCACGAAGAAGAUGUGGUACACAAUAAAGAACCUCGAGCCGGCGGCCCAAUACGAGGCCCAAGUGCAAGCCAAGAAUCGCUUCGGUUGGAACCAGAUUUCCGACAAGUUCUCGUUUUCCACGCGAGGCGAAUCGAACUCAGUCUACGAUUCGCAGUCGAUAUAUUCAGAACCUGAAAUGAGAGACAUGGGUGUGAUCUUUAAUUCAGCUACGUGCCUGUAUCAAUCUUUAAUAAUGUCUAUAGUUGUUAUAGUUUUAACAAGUGCGACGUAAACUAGUUGGCAGAAUGAAUGAAACUGAAUCGGUGGGGACCUGCGAAAAAUUUUACCACUGAGAUUCGGCAGGGUUUCCUUUGACGGUUUAAUGUUUUUUCUACUUUCAUUUGGUUCUCUUUUGUUUUAUUUUCCCAUUUUUAUUUUUGUAUUUAUUUAAUUUUUCAUUUUGCCCUCAUUUUCUUACGUAUCCCAAGUCGUGUAAAUAUUACGUGUUCUUUUUCUCUUUUCAUGAGCUUUGUAUUUCCGAUGAAAAGUGAUGAUGUAAAUAGUCGCAGUUUUAUGAAUCUUGCAGGUAUUGUUUUCAAAUUUUACCAAGUAUUUUAUUAAAAAAUGUCGAUAAAGUGUAAAAAGAAUCUAGUCAAAAAGAUAUUAUGUAGGAAUGGAGCAUUUGAAGCAGACUGUGAGAAUGUUCUCCCAUUAAUUCAAUCAGUAGUGUAACUUUCAAAUAGCUCCUUUUCCUAUUAAACCUUGCAAUCACUGCAAAUUGUUGAGCUUCCAUCAAAGAAUGGUGCGUUACUUUUUGAAUGUAUACCUACCAGCUUUCCACACUCACAUACUUGGUUGAAAAAAUAAGUGUGCGCAUGUACGCGUUUUUUCAAAAAAUAAAAUCGGUCCUUUAAAUCAAAACCUAUCGGUACAUUGACACAUCAAUGGUGUAAUUGAAUUGCGGUUUAAGGUAAUUUUACGAUUCUUUUGAAUUACUUAUUUUAAUGGUUGACAAAAUACAUCUUCUACAGCUCAUUGAUGCAGUUUAUACUUAAAACCGUCGAAAAUCGAACUACGGACUUAUGCAAUUUCACCACGGAUACGUUAAAACCUCACUCGUCAAUUUUCUAAUGAAUCUUAAUGCCCGUAAUUUUUUUUAUGUCAGUGCUCAUCAUCAGAGAAUAGGCAUGAGGUUUUCUUAUUGAUCAAUUUAUUUAUAAAGUCAAAAUUCUGAAUUUUUUUUAAUCGUAGCUAUAAAUGUGCCAACAUCUCAACAGUUCUGUGCUUGCUCGUUAGAGUACAAUUGCAGCUUAAAGAUUGCACUGCCGUUUGGGGCUGCCGCGUUGCAGAGUACCUCAGUUGUAUAAUUCUGUUUCCUGAUAAAAUAUAAAUUUUUCUGCUGCCUUUCUUCCUUUAGGUUAGAGUAAAAAGGUACACACUUUCAAAAACAAAGUUUUUUCCCGGUUACUUAUUUUAUUUUUUUAUUUAUCAAUUCAUCAAAUGUUUAGAGUACAUACGGUUCUAUGUACUGUUUUUAAAUUCCAAUCAUGGGAUCUAUUUGUUUGUCAAUUAUUGACAUAAGAAUAUUCCAUUUUUUUUACUAUCAUUAACUUAAUUGGCUUAAUUUUGUCCCCCCAAAAAAAGGAGUAUCAAUCAAAGGAAACUUUCUAAUGGUUUGUUGAGAUCCGAGUUAUGAAAUUCAUAGCUGACCUGUUUAAGAUAAAAUAUUGCACCUAUUCAUAGGAAAAAUUCAACCAUAAAGUUUCAUCUCAGUGACUAUACCCAUCCAAGUUUUCAGUGACUUGAGACCAGCUGCGAAUGACAUUACGUUUUCCCAGAAAUAUUUCGUCUUAACUCUCUCAUCUCGAAAAAUACAUCACAUUUACUUCACUCGCGUAACAGAUAUAUAGCCUUUUUCAAUUUUGAAGAUUUCUUUCCUCUGUUGUUUGAAUCAGGUAUUUUGUACCUGCUUACCCAUGUUUUCUUGCCACUCAAUUGUAAUUGUAGCUAUUUUUAAAAGAGUAAAAAUUGUAAAAAUGUAAAUAGUGAAAAAUUGUGAUUUUUAUGUACAAUAGUUAUUAUUGCAUUAAUGUGCUAUGAGUUUGUAGAUGCUGACUUCUUAGGAAUAAAUUACUUAAUUUAUCAACGUACUUACCUGCUAAAUGUGAAGUAGGUACCAGCUUACGUAAAAGAGUAAUAAAAUAGAAUCAUGUUGCACUUCUUCAUUUGCUCACCAGAAAAAAAGAAAAGUAACCAAUUGAAAUCAGAUCAAAAACUGUCCAUCUACAUGUUUUAUAUUUUCAAGAGGUGGUGUAGACAGGGGAUAUACUUUAGGCAUCCACAUGUUUCAAUCGACAAAAUACUCACGAGUUAAUGUUGAAAAAAAUGUAUGUUCAAGAAUGUAUUUUGGUUCAAACAUGAAUCAACGACUGAAUUCAAAGAGUGUCAUUCGGAUAGAGCACCUAUUUGAAGAUUUCAGUCAAAAAUUCUAAGUAGAAAUCAUUCCCCUAGUAGUUUUUUUCUCUCUCUCUUAAAUAAUUUGCAUCACUGCAUGAUUAAAUUUUUAGAUUUUCAUGUAAGCGUAAACAUAGUCUGAAUGACAUUAAUUUUAAGUUCAUUGACAAUCAGUCUACAAAAAAAAUUGAUACGUAGUUUCAAGUGAAAACCCUCAAAUCCUGAUAGGCGUUCAUUUCAAUUUUUUUUUGUUUCGUUGUCCAGGAAUUGUAUUCUUCUUUUUGGCUUCUUACAUGUAUAUACUACACCCAAACUCAUUACUUCACUUAAAAAGGAUUCCUUAAAGUAGGUAGAACUCGCGUCUAGUAGGUAUGUUGACAGUCCUUCAGUUUUGACUGUCACGCACAGAAGCCCAAGUCACGUUUCUUCGCAAGGCGUGGACGUUACCCGCGGCCAAUCCUUGAUCCUAUCGAAUGACUGCGUUGCAAUCGCUUCCAAACAGAAAGUUAACAACUACCAACUUAUCUGACGUAAGUUUUACCCGAUUUACUUUUCAAAGAGGGUUUCCACAAUAACUGGCCCUCUCUAUAGAAAUUAACUCUGUUUUAACUCCACAAGGGGCCAGUAACUUGACAUUUCAAUCAAAUUUUUCAUGCUUGCAUCUCCCAUAAUGUAACCUUGGUAGGUAGCCCUGAAAAUCUCCCAAGUUAAUUGAAAAUCAUGGAGAGAUGAAAGGAAGGACAGAAACUGUAGUGGAAGCAAUUGUUUUAUUUUUUGGUCAGUUGGAGCGAUUAACCUUCUCAAACUUGAGUGUUAGGGUGGGGUGGGGGGCUAAAAGUUUAAAAGCUCAUACAUUUUAAUUUUAUGAAUUGUAUGUUAUUUCAAGCAUCAUUUUUUUUCUGUUGAGAAUUCAUCGCUAAUCAGCUGGUUUAAUUCACACGAUUCAACUGGUUCAACUUACGUUCAUUCCUCCCUACCUACCUUCUUCAUUAUUGAUUUCCUGUCACUUGGGAAAUUUUAGUAGGUAGGUUUUUGUUGAAACUUUUCAUCACGCAAGUUGUUGUUUUCCCCCUUUAUUUUUGCAUGUUAUGUCAUAAUUUCCGAAUAAGGAAUUGGCCAAGAUUACUUGGUCUAGGCCAAUUUGUUUGUGAGCAGUUUAAAAUGCAGGUUUUACAAUUUGCGAAUAAAUUAUUGCAGAUUUAUAAAGAAAUUUGUUUCUGUGCCAGUUAAUUGCUUACUCACAACUGGGUUUCAUUGUACACAAUACGUCCCUCAAAGAAGAGGCUAUUUUUGUUACUUACCAAAACUUUGAUGCUUUAGAAUAAGUCUCAUUGUACGUAAAUGUGUUUUGUGUCAAGCUUCUUUUCAGAAAUAAAUGUGAUGAAAUCAA
This is a messenger RNA of Bemisia tabaci, 5737 nucleotides long. RefSeq names its product lachesin. Gene Ontology annotation, molecular function: protein binding; axon guidance receptor activity. Gene Ontology annotation, biological process: homophilic cell-cell adhesion; synapse organization. The record is from RefSeq and is a predicted model, not a curated record. Gene Ontology annotation, cellular component: plasma membrane; neuronal cell body; axon. Lineage: Eukaryota; Metazoa; Arthropoda; Insecta; Hemiptera; Aleyrodidae.